AUGCCAAAUACAGAACAAUCGGAACCACUUCGAUCGAAAGGUACGCAAGUAAAGGAAGAAGAAGUUGAAAAACUAGUUGUAUUAAGGGAAGAAGCCGAGCCUGAAACUCAAUUGAAAAAGAAAGUGAAUGGUGCAGUCAGUACUGAAUCUGGAACAAAUCUGAAACCGAGCGAACCUGCUGCUGCUGCUGCUGCCACUACUACUGCUAAGGAAUCCGAAGAUACCGUCGCUGUCCCUAAAAUAUCAAAAUCAUCAGCAUCUGCAUCGGCAUCUGCAUCUGCAUCUGGUCCCGCUACUGGAGGACAACAAUGUUCCAACUGUGGAACUGUGAAAACACCUUUGUGGCGUAGAUCUCCCAAUGGGACCAUAAUAUGUAACGCCUGCGGGCUCUACCUCAGGUCCAACAGCACGUAUAGGCCCGCCAAUUUGAAACGUCCUCCAAACACCAUUUCCAUCAAAGAAGAUAAGGGUUCAUGCGCUGGGAACGGCAAGUGUAAUGGUACUGGAGGUAGUGCCACAUGUCAGGGCUGCCCAGCAUUCAAUAAUAGAGUGGUAAUAAGAAAAGACGCCACCGAGUCCAAGACGUCGCCCAAGGCUAGUGGGCCUUCCGAAGAUGACGACGAUAGCUCAUUGGCUAUUGCUUGUUACAAUUGUGGGACUACAAUCACUCCUCUAUGGAGAAGAGACGAUACGGGGAACAAUAUCUGUAACGCAUGUGGAUUGUACUUUAGACUUCAUGGAUCUCAUAGGCCCAUAAGGAUGAAAAGGAGCACCAUCAAGAGAAGAAAGAGAAACAUGCAAUUCCUGCAAGUUAAGCGUGAAUUAUCAGUAGAAUCUGAUGAAAAAUCACAAUCUAAUUCCUCAGCUGGUGCAACCCCAAGUCCAGCGUCACAGGUAAUUGAAUCUUCCGUUUUCCCGCCAUUUACUGGUGGCAGACUUCCCAAUGGUCCGGGUCCCUUACCAGGUCCGCCUCCACCAGGUUUUUCGUACCCACCACCAGCCAUGUAUCCAUCCUACUCUCCUCAUCCGUAUCUUGGACAAAGACAACCACAGCAACAACAAUAUGGGCUUUAUCCCCAUCACCCUCCGCAUCCUUCUGCUGUUCCGCAACAGCUCCCACCACAACAGCAGCAACACAGUCUUCAAAAUCCGCAGCAACAGCAAAUGCGACUUCAUCCUAUUCAAUAUCUGCAUGGGGCUCCACCACCUCCACUUCCACAAAUUCAUUCUCCUACUCCCUACUUUCAACCACCACAAACACCUAGCAUAAAGUUGCCACAGAUAAAUAUAUCUAGAAGCAACAGUAAGCUACCACUCCCACCUCCGAAGGUGAACUCACCUGCCCCUCCGCCUAUGCCUGUUGACUUCACUUCCUCGUAUAAGCCGCUUGCCGUACCGUCUGUUGUAACUUAUCUGUCACCAAGUCCAAAUUCGGAUAGCGAAAAGUCGUACCAGCAGAUGUCUAUAGAUAGGUUACUUAAUGGUGGGAAAGGUAAAUAG
This is a messenger RNA of Dujonia railenensis, 1500 nucleotides long. The record is from the annotation of a GenBank genome assembly. NCBI's taxonomy places the organism in Eukaryota, Fungi, Ascomycota, Pichiomycetes, Serinales, Debaryomycetaceae.